ACUGGCCACACAAACAGAUCUUAGUGAAACAUUUUCUCCACAAGGGCAAGGUGAAAACACUCCGAGAAUUGCAGGAAAGCCUGGGUAUUCGCGAAUUCCCUUUCUGGGUAUAUUUCCAGAUCAGACAUUAUCUGCUCUCUCAUAAGCCCCCUCAUAACUGGCACCUCUCUCUCCUCUCAUUUGAAUCGGCGCAUGCGCGAAGGCUGAACCGCGAAAACAUCUGAUCUCGGAGAUCUACCCACUUCUAGUGGAGAGCCGUCCUUAUGACUCCCUCCCGCGCAUAUCGGGCUUGGAAGAGAGAUCUUAAAGCUGAGAGCUAUCGGACUCAGACUGGGACCUGGUAUUCCAAUACUCUCAUAAUAAAUGUUCCCUCAAUGUCUCGACACAAGAAAACAGCUACAAAUUAGCCUCUAGAUGGUACCGAACUCCCUCUCGAGAAUUCAUCAUAACCCCGCCUUUCCCAACAGCUGCUGGAGAUGCGGGACCCCAGAUGGGUCCUUUCUUCACAUAUGGUGGUUUUGCCCGAUUCUUCAACCAUCUUUUUUGGCAGGAGGUCCAUAGGUUAGUAGUGUCUAUAACUACCUUACCCUUAGCUCUCUCUCCUGCUCAAUUCCUCCUCCACCACUCUUCCCUUCCCAGGGCUCAGUACUUUAAAUCAUUGGCCAUGCACAUGAUCAACGCAGCCAGACUCUGUAUUCCGGUUCUGUGGGGCUCCACACGCAACGCUCUCCCUCUAUACAUGAAUGGAUCACCCGAGUGGGUAAAAACGGCGGACAUGGAAAACUGGUUGCGACUGCUUCUCGACACUCCUACGAAAUUCUCCCACGUAUGGGCCUGCUGGACCCAUUUUCUGACUACCCCGGAGUAUCGAUCCCUCAUAGACCAAUCUGUCUGAACCUGA
Molecule: messenger RNA, 901 nt
Organism: Staurois parvus
Lineage: Eukaryota; Metazoa; Chordata; Amphibia; Anura; Ranidae
Source: the annotation of a GenBank genome assembly